CCGGAUUAUCGUGGCGCGUCUUCUGGCCGGCCCUGGCGCUCGGUGUCCCUCCGCCGCCGCAGCAGUUCCCGUUUCCGGCGGGGGAGAUGGCCAGGAUCUGACCCGGGAGGAGGCCGCACCCGCGCCGCGCUCUGCGGCGGGCUCUAGGCGAUGCCGAGCAGCUCGGACACGGCGCUGGGGGGAGGCGGGGGCCUGAGCUGGGCGGAGAAGAAGUUGGAGGAACGCCGCAAGCGGAGGCGAUUCCUGUCCCCUCAGCAGCCGCCGCUGCUGUUGCCGCUCCUGCAGCCGCAGCUCCUGCAACCGCCGCCGCCCCCGCCGCCUCUGCUCUUCCUGGCUGCUCCCGGCACGGCCGCCGCCGCAGCCGCCGCCGCCGCGGCCUCCUCCUCUUGCUUCAGCCCGGGCCCCCCUCUGGAGGUCAAGCGGCUGGCGAGAGGCAAGAGGCGCGCAGGAGGGCGGCAGAAGCGGCGCCGCGGGCCCCGCGCCGGGCAGGAGGCGGAGAAGCGUCGGGUCUUCUCGCUGCCCCAGCCGCAGCAGGACGGCGGUGGCGGUGCUAGUAGCGGCGGGGGUGUGACCCCGCUGGUGGAAUACGAGGAUGUGAGCUCCCAGUCCGAGCAGGGGCUGCUGCUGGGGGGGGCCAGCGCGGCAACGGCGGCGACGGCUGCCGGGGGAACGGGGGGCAGCGGCGGGAGUCCGGCCUCCUCCUCCGGCACCCAGCGGCGCGGGGAGGGGUCGGAGCGCAGGCCCCGCCGGGACCGCCGCAGCAGCAGCGGCCGCAGCAAGGAGCGCCACCGCGAGCACCGGCGGCGGGACGGGCAGCGCGGCGGCAGCGAGGCCUCCAAGUCCCGCAGCCGCCACAGCCACAGCGGCGAGGAGCGGGCCGAGGCCGCCAAGAGCGGCAGCAGCAGCAGCAGCGGCGGCCGCCGGAAAAGCGCCUCGGCCACGUCUAGCAGCAGCAGCAGCCGCAAAGAUCGAGACCUGAAGGCCCACCGGAGCCGGACUAAGUCGUCCAAGGAGCCGCCUUCGGCCUACAAGGAGCCGCCCAAGGCCUACCGGGAGGACAAGAGCGAGCCCAAGGCCUACAGGCGGCGGCAGCGGUCCCUGAGCCCGCUGGGAGGUCGGGACGACAGCCCGGUGUCCCACAGGGCCUCGCAGGGCCUGAGGAGCCGCAAGUCCCCCAGCCCGGCAGGAGGUGGCAGCAGCCCGUACUCUCGGCGGCUGCCGCGCUCCCCGAGCCCCUACAGCCGCCGCCGCUCCCCCAGCUACAGCCGCCACAGCUCCUACGAGCGGGGCGGCGACGUGUCCCCCAGCCCCUACAGCAGCAGCAGUUGGCGCCGCUCCCGGAGCCCCUACAGCCCCGUGAUCAGACGUUCUGCCAAAUCCCGAAGCAGAAGCCCAUUUUCAUCUAGGCAUUCAAGAUCCCGUAGCAGGCACAGAUUGUCUAGAUCCAGAAGCCGUCAUUCCAGCAUUUCUCCUAGCACACUAACUCUGAAGAGCAGCCUGGCAGCCGAGUUGAACAAGAAUAAGAAAGCCCGGGCUGCAGAGGCGGCGAGGGCUGCGGAGGCGGCAAAGGCUGCAGAGGCGGCGAAGGCUGCUGAGGCCGCUGCCAAAGCUGCUAAAGCUGCCAACACUUCUACGCCUACGAAAGGGAGCGCGGAGGCCGGGGCCGGCGCCUCACAAAUCAACCAUGUGAAGGAUGUGAAGAAACUGAGAACGGAACAUGCACCUUCUCCCUCAGGUGGUGGAACUUUAAAAAAUGACAAGGCAAAAACGAAGCCACCUCUUCAGGUAGCAAAGGUGGACAAUAACUUGAUUGUAGAUAAAGCCACCAAGAAAGCAGUCGGAGUUGGAAAGGAGAGUAAAUCUGCUGCUACAAAGGAUGAACCAGUAUCUCUUAAAGAGAAAACCAAACCACUUACACCGAGCUUGGGAGCCAAGGAGAAGGAGCAACAACAUGUGGCUCUGGUGACCUCCACGUUACCACCGUUACCUUUGCCUCCCGUCCUGCCUGAGCAUAAAGAUGCCGAUGGCUUACGAGGAAAUAUUUCAGUAAAAGCGGUUAAAAAAGAAGUAGAGAAGAAACUACGAUGUUUACUUGCUGAUUUACCACUGCCCCCUGAGCUACCGGGAGGGGAUGAUCUCUCAAAGAGUCCAGAAGAAAAGAAAACAGCAACACAGUUACAUAGUAAAAGGAGGCCUAAAAUAUGUGGGCCUCGCUAUGGUGAAAUCAAAGAAAAAGAUAUUGACUGGGGAAAACGCUGCGUGGAUAAAUUUGAUAUCAUCGGAAUUAUUGGAGAAGGUACCUAUGGACAAGUUUACAAGGCCCGGGAUAAAGACACUGGAGAAAUGGUAGCCUUAAAGAAAGUACGUCUAGAUAAUGAAAAGGAAGGCUUUCCUAUUACAGCAAUUCGAGAAAUUAAGAUUCUCCGGCAGCUUACCCAUCAGAGUAUUAUCAAUAUGAAGGAAAUAGUGACUGAUAAAGAAGAUGCUUUGGAUUUUAAGAAGGACAAAGGUGCAUUUUAUCUGGUGUUUGAAUAUAUGGACCAUGAUCUGAUGGGACUACUGGAAUCAGGCUUGGUUCAUUUUAAUGAAAAUCACAUAAAGUCAUUUAUGAGACAGCUCAUGGAAGGUCUGGAUUAUUGUCAUAAGAAGAACUUUUUGCAUAGAGAUAUUAAAUGUUCAAAUAUUCUUCUAAAUAAUAGAGGGCAAAUAAAACUUGCAGAUUUUGGACUUGCUCGAUUGUAUAGCUCAGAAGAAAGUCGGCCGUAUACUAACAAGGUCAUCACUUUAUGGUACCGUCCACCUGAACUGCUGUUGGGAGAAGAAAGAUAUACACCUGCUAUUGAUGUAUGGAGCUGUGGAUGUAUCCUUGGUGAACUCUUCACUAAAAAACCUAUAUUUCAAGCAAAUCAAGAACUUGCACAGCUAGAAUUAAUAAGCCGUAUAUGUGGGAGUCCAUGUCCUGCAGUGUGGCCCGAUGUAAUCAAACUACCAUAUUUCAACACCAUGAAACCAAAGAAGCAAUAUCGUCGAAAGUUAAGAGAAGAAUUUGUUUUUAUCCCUGCAGCUGCGCUAGACUUGUUUGAUUACAUGCUCGCCUUGGACCCUAGUAAGCGCUGCACUGCAGAACAGGCUCUCCAGUGCGAGUUCCUCCGGGACGUGGAACCCUCAAAAAUGCCUCCGCCAGAGAGGUUUUUACACGCUGAGGCAAUGCACCAUAGUAAGAUGGCUGAGAGCCUUCCUUUAUGGCAAGAUUGUCAUGAGCUAUGGAGUAAAAAGCGAAGGAGGCAGAAGCAGAUGGGCAUGACCGAUGAUGUGUCCACAGUGAAAGCCCCCAGAAAGGACUUGUCUCUCGGCCUGGACGACAGCAGGACCAGCACACCACAGGCCGUGCCACCGGCCUCACAGCUGAAACCUCAGGGCAACUCGAGCCUAGCACCUGUAAAAACAGGCCCUGGACAGCAGUUAAACCACAGUGAAUUGGCAAUUCUACUAAACCUACUGCAGUCUAAAACCAGUGUUAAUAUGGCUGAUUUUGUCCAAGUGUUGAACAUUAAGGUAAACUCUGAGACUCAGCAGCAGCUAAAUAAAAUAAACCUUCCUGCUGGAAUUUUGGCAACAGGUGAAAAACAGACAGAUCCAUCCACACCACAACAGGAGUCUUCGAAACCAUUGGGAGGAAUUCAGCCUUGUUCUCAGAGCCUGCAGCCUAAAGUGGAGACUGACGCUGCGCAGGCGGCCGUGCAGAGCGCGUUUGCAGUUCUGCUGACUCAGUUAAUAAAGGCCCAGCAGUCAAAGCAGAAAGAUGUGCUACUGGAAGAGAGGGAAAACGGAUCAGGACACGAGGCGCCGCUGCAACUCAGGCCACCCCCAGAACCUAGCACUCCGGCGUCGGGGCAAGAUGACCUCAUUCAGCAUCAAGAUAUGAGGAUGUUGGAGCUCACACCAGAACCGGACCGGCCUCGUAUUCUGCCUCCUGAUCAGCGACCUCCGGAACCACCGGAACCACCACCAGUCACUGAAGAAGAUCUGGAUUAUCGGACAGAAAACCAGCACGUUCCCACCACUAGCUCUUCGUUAACUGACCCUCACGCCGGAGUGAAAGCGGCCCUGUUACAGCUGCUUGCUCAGCAUCAGCCCCAGGAUGACCCCAAAAGAGAAAGCGGUAUUGAUUACCAGGCAGGAGACACUUAUGUACCCACGUCAGACUACAAGGACAAUUUUGGAUCCUCUUCUUUCUCUUCCGCUCCUUACGUUAGCAAUGAUGGUCUAGGAGGUAGCUCUGCUCCACCAUUGGAACGACGUAGCUUCAUUGGAAACUCAGAUAUUCAGUCUUUGGAUAACUACAGUACUACUUCAUCUCAUUCUGGUGGUCCACCUCAGCCUUCUGCCUUUUCCGAGUCAUUUCCCAGUUCAGUAGCUGGAUAUGGAGACAUUUACCUCAAUACCGGUCCCAUGUUGUUUAGUGGGGACAAGGACCAUAGAUUUGAAUAUAGCCAUGGCCCCAUUGCAGUCCUGGCGAACAGCAGUGACCCUACCACAGGGCCAGAGAGUACUCAUCCUUUGCCAGCAAAGAUGCACAACUAUAACUAUGGUGGUAACUUACAGGAAAACCCAGGCGGCCCCGGCCUCAUGCACGGGCAGACCUGGACUUCUCCUGCCCAAGGACCUGGAUAUUCACAAGGAUACAGGGGACACAUUAGCACAUCAGCUGGCAGAGGUCGAGGCAGAGGGUUACCAUACUGAGUAUCUGUUUUUCCUCAGGCACAUCAUUUUUAUCUGGAAAGACUUUUCUAGCUGCAAUUUAAGGCAGCAAUCCAAGAGACUUGAAUAAUAUUAAUUCAACAACAGCUUUAUUUUUAUGUGGAAAAGGGUCUUGCAUACAAUAGUUAAAAAAAAAAA
Molecule: messenger RNA, 4899 nt
Organism: Zalophus californianus (California sea lion)
Lineage: Eukaryota; Metazoa; Chordata; Mammalia; Carnivora; Otariidae
Gene: CDK13
Product: cyclin dependent kinase 13
Exons: 15
Coding region: 151-4743 (1530 amino acids)
Biological process (GO): transcription elongation by RNA polymerase II; protein phosphorylation; positive regulation of transcription elongation by RNA polymerase II
Cellular component (GO): nucleus; cyclin/CDK positive transcription elongation factor complex
Molecular function (GO): ATP binding; cyclin binding; cyclin-dependent protein serine/threonine kinase activity
Source: RefSeq, a predicted model, not a curated record